AACCUUUGAUAUUCAAUUCUGUUGUAUUGUACAAGACAAAAUGACUGUUGUUACUCUUCCCGAACCCUUUGCUAGCAUCCCCCGAGAGAACUUUCUCUUCGGCGCAUCGCCUCUCCAGCCCCUCCCCAGAAUAUCCGCUGCUCUCGGCGGAAAGGUCAAUGUCUAUGCGAAGCGCGAGGACUGCAAUUCCGGUCUCGCCUACGGUGGUAACAAAGUCCGAAAGCUAGAGUACCUCGCUGCUGAAGCGCAAGCCCAAGGCUGUGAUACCCUCGUCUCCAUCGGCGGCGUCCAAUCCAACCACACCCGCGCCGUAACCGCCGUCGCUACAAAGCUCGGUCUCAAAGCCGCCACCGUCCAAGAACACUGGGUUGAUUGGGAAGACCCUGGCUAUGAAAAGGUCGGCAACAUUCAGCUCUCGCGACUCAUGGGCGGUGAUGUGAGACUUGAUCCUUCGACAUUCGGUAUCGAGCACAAGACAACGCUUGCCAAGCUCACAGAUGAGCUUAAGAGCAACGGUCGCAAGCCCUACUAUAUCCCCGCUGGAGCUUCAGACCAUCCCCUUGGUGGUCUAGGUUUCGCGCGGUGGGCAUUUGAAGUUGAAGCCCAAGAGAAGGAAUUGGGAAUCUUCUUCGACACCAUCAUCGUAUGCGCCGUAACAGGCUCUACAUUCGCCGGCAUGAUCGCCGGAUUCAAACUCGCCCAAAAGAACGGUUCUCCCGCGCGCAAAAUCAUCGGCAUCGACGCCUCUGGCAAAGUGCAACAAACAUUCGACCAAGUCCUGCGCAUCGCCAAAAACACAGCUGCCAAGAUCGGUCUCAGCGAGGACGACAUCACGGCGGACGAUGUGAUCCUCGACCCCAACUACAACGCCAAGAUCUACGGUAUUCCUGACGAGACUACCAUCGAGGCUAUGAAGUUUGGUGCUGCUACUGAGGCGUUCAUCACGGAUCCUGUGUAUGAGGUCAAUUCGCAAAAGAUACGAAGAAUGGGCGAUUCUCGAGACACCAAGGCAGCUGUUCUAUCUGCUCUAACAGACUUCUUCAGCAUCUCACCCAAGAGUCCAAAAGAUGCCCGCAACCACCUCCUCGAGACCUCUUACGUCAUACAGUCCACCCCAGACACUAUCGAGCAGACAACACUAGGAGAGCUAUUCCUUAGCGACACAAAGCAAAAGGGUCACCUCGAAUGGGCCAUAGAUGAACCUCAAGAACUCUUCAUCCAUGAGAAGCUUGCCGCAGCCUGGACCGGGUGGUCUAUCUGCGCCGAUGAUGGUACUAUCAUCAGCCACAAGAAGGGCAUCCUCGGAUUAGCUUACACCGAUGGACGCUGGAAGAUCUCAGGUCUAGCUUCAACAGAGCGCUCUUUGGAAACACCCGACCCAGAUGAUGAAUCAACCCUGACCCAAGAAAUCAUGAAACCCAUCAACGCUCUUCUAGAUGACUUCUCCCGCCCAGACUGGGACGUCCUCAAACAGUGGUUUCUUCCCAACGCUGGUGUAACGCUGUACAGACCACCUGCUGAGCCAGCACCUAUGACUAUGGAGCAGUCCAUCGUUCGUCUGCAGGGUAUGAUCAGGAGUGGUAUCACAAUCCAGGAAAGGCUUCAUGAUAUCCAGGUUAGAAAACACGGAGAUAUUGCGCUGGUCUGGGCGCCGUUUGUGGUUGAGAUUAAUGGGGUGCCUAAACAUGAUGGUGUUAAUGCUUUUACGCUUUUGAGAAGGGAGGGGAGAUGGGUUUUUAGUGGAUGUCAGGACUAUGGUGUUGCUCUUCAGUAAGGAAUGACUGCUGGGCUUGCUUCUCGUCAUAUGUCUGGGUUUGAUCUGGUGAAUAUCUGUGUGAAGGGUGAGGCUGGUCUAUUUAUUUGGUGCUCUGCCUGGAGGCGAUGAAUCAGAAAGACUGAAGCGGAUGCCUAGUGAUUUGCGACCGAUAGCGUUUCUGUCCGUUUUGUUUGAUAUCAGAUUUCUACACAGGUGAAAUAGUGUCUAAGCCAUAAUAAAUUUCUCUUGUCCUUUGGGAA
Messenger RNA from Fusarium oxysporum Fo47, 2016 nucleotides. RefSeq names its product tryptophan synthase beta subunit-like PLP-dependent enzyme. Gene Ontology annotation, biological process: amine catabolic process. Gene Ontology annotation, molecular function: D-cysteine desulfhydrase activity; pyridoxal phosphate binding; 1-aminocyclopropane-1-carboxylate deaminase activity. Bases 41 to 1774 code for a protein of 577 amino acids. NCBI's taxonomy places the organism in Eukaryota, Fungi, Ascomycota, Sordariomycetes, Hypocreales, Nectriaceae. The transcript is spliced from 3 exons. The record is from RefSeq and is a predicted model, not a curated record.